UUCUUCCACCUACUAUUCAAAGCUCAUUAAGUCUUCUCGCUCUCUCUAUUUGGUUACUGAGGAUCUGUGAAGCUCCGUCACCAAAUUUUAUUCGAAGCAUUUCAGCAUUUGAUCUUCGCUGCCGUGUCAAGUCCAUUGAACCAGUACAAAAAAUUUUUAUGGGUUUGGCCUCUAUUGGCACUGCUAGUGAAGGCAUGCAACUCUGCAUAUUUGAUUUGAGAAGGGGCCAGCAUGAAGGCCAAGAACUUGACAAAAUUUUAUUCUUCUUUCCUGCUGAUUUGCCCUUUUCGUCUCAACUCUCAGUGAUUGGGCUCAGUGAAGGGCUUAUUACAUUCACGCGAAUUUUCUCUCCGGAGGCGGCUUGCGAGGUUAUAGAAGCAGAGAGACAUUCUCAUGUUUUUUACGAGGCAGAGCCGGAUAUCUGGAUGAUUAUGGUAGUGGAGAAAAGUAAGGAGUUGGAAGCCAUAUGGCGGAUUGAUGCAUUAAGAGAGGUUCUUAAGGAAAUUCACUCUCUUUUCAUGAUGUUUCAUGGAUCUAUAAGAGCGUUGCUUGACAAAGAACCUGGUGGAGAACUAACUCGAGCUCAUUUAUACCCUUUCAUCAUGGAUUAUCUGAGAGCAUGUCAAAAGCGGUCUCCCUUGGAUGAGUGCUGCUGGGAUUUUCUGGUUGGGAAGAAACUCCAGUUGCCAUCAUUCCGUGACUGUUUAAAGGAACGAAGGACUGUACAGAUGCUAACUGUAGGACGGGAAGCUGCAAUUGAAGUUCAGACACUGGUCAGGGUACUAGAAUCGUGUGCUGGCAACACAUCGUGCUCGUCACUCAUUUUAUUUCAGGACCUGCUCGUAUCCACAACACUUUCCCCUGAGGAUACCAUAAACUUAUUCACAUAUGCUGUUCUAAGGCUAACGCCACAUGCACUAUCCUCUGGUGCAAGUUCCUGGUCCUAUUUACGCAAAGGAAAUUCUUCAUCACAUGUUGCUACUGGAUCAACCUUGGCCCACUCUGGAUCUGUUUCAGAACAAUUUUAUGGCUCACGUGAUACUUCUCCUGCUGGAGAUAAUAGAUAUCGUAUCACAAGGCCCUUACAGCAUGACAAGUGGUUCAAAGGGAAGGAUGGUUUUCUUGGUACUGAUAUUUGGGGUAUUGAUGCUGGUAGCUUGAAUGUUACCACUCCAACAGUUUGGCUACGGCAGACGGAGGAGAGGAUGUAUCUCUGUGCUUAUCAGUACAGAAGCCUUACAUUGAUCCUUCUUAUUCCUUUUGCAUCCAUCCUCAAUGGGGAGCAAGGUGUUUCAAUUGUGAAACAACAACUUCUUGAAAAUGCAUCACUAAAGAUUUUGAAAGUUGAAGAAAAGUUGUCAAAGGGAUGGGGUGGAGAGAAUGCUUAUCACGUUAGUGGGUACCGUUACUUGUUAGUGGAUGGUAACAGAGAGAUAUCCAGGGCUUCACCCCCAGCAAAGGUUACAACACUUACAAAGGAAUCUUUGCUCGCCUUAAAUAGGCUUAGAGAAGAAGUUGAUUCAGAAAAGAGUCGAGCAAAAUGGGAUAAUCCAGGUCAUGACAAAGAUUUGGAAGUUUGCAUUAGAGCGAAAAAUAAUGCUUGGGCCAUUGCUCGUAUUACCGGAGGGAAGGAGCUUUAUAUGGUACUAGAGAAAGCUAAUGAAACGCUCCUCUACGCAUCUGAUGCUGUUGAGAAAUUCAGUAACAGAUAUUGCAGUGGAGCAUUUUCUUUGGACUAGUGAAAACUUCCGGAGGAAUUGGUAUCAUAAUAGUGUAACAAUAAUGAGAGAUACAUAUGGUGGGUGAGCAUUUUCUUUCCCUUGCUUUGGCAACCUUAGCAGAUAUGAGGUUUCCUCUCACUACUGAUAUUUUUGGCAUAAACUUAAAAAGAGAAAAGCUAAGCUUCUAUCAGUUGUAUGUAAAGUGUAAUUGGUGGCUGAUGCAUGCAAAAUUGUUUAUUUAUUCAUUUAUUUUUCUCUAGUGCCCUCA
Theobroma umbraticum is the source of this 1989-nucleotide messenger RNA. RefSeq names its product vacuolar fusion protein CCZ1 homolog B-like. The record is from RefSeq and is a predicted model, not a curated record. Gene Ontology annotation, cellular component: intracellular membrane-bounded organelle; Mon1-Ccz1 complex. Lineage: Eukaryota; Viridiplantae; Streptophyta; Magnoliopsida; Malvales; Malvaceae. Gene Ontology annotation, biological process: vesicle-mediated transport.